Molecule: messenger RNA, 1989 nt
Organism: Brenthis ino (lesser marbled fritillary)
Lineage: Eukaryota; Metazoa; Arthropoda; Insecta; Lepidoptera; Nymphalidae
Source: the annotation of a GenBank genome assembly
AUGUCUACAAGAAGCGGCCGAAUAAGGCAAAGCCUAAUAGAAACGAGUCCUCCACGCACUCGUAAAGGAGUAUCACCGAACCGAUCUCCCGCCAGAAACCGAAAAAGUUCACCCAACACACGAUCGACACCGAAAUCUCCCUCCCGCAAAUCACCUAGUCGAAAGUCUACAUCAAAAUAUCCCGCACGAAAAUCCCCUUCAAGAGCUGUCAAAGAAGCUAAAGAGGAAAAAGAAACUUCUGUCCCUAAAUCACCUGUGAAGCGACCAACUAUUAAAAAGGAUGCUGAAAUAAGACUAGUUGAUGUGUCUUCAAAAAUAGAAGUUAUGCGUAGCACUCGAUCUCAGCGUUUUGAUUAUUCUAUUAAGGACCUUCCUUCUAUAUCAAAACCAGAAUUAGACGACAAAAAAAUUAACGGUCUUGAUACCGUUCACUCAAUUUCUGAUAUAUAUGGUCUAAGAAAUAGAAAAACUAUUGAAGAUAGUGUUCCACGAAGAUCUAGUCGAUUGAGGGAUGUCGUUGAUAGUUUUCCAGACAUUAGAAGGAGCUUCAGUAAAUCACUGAGCAAAUCUAUAAGUAAAUCAAUUAGCAAGUCCAUUGAUACAUAUUCAGAUGAAGAAAAUUCAGAAGCAUCAAUACUAAAAGAGAAAUCACAGUCUGUAACAAGAAAGCUGUCCACUCCUUUGCCAAACAGUUUAUCACUUUCUCAUUUAAGCAAUCGAUAUGAGUUUGGAGGAAAGAUAGGCUCAACAAUUUUAUAUAUUUUGAUACCUUUGGCUGUAUUUUCAUUAUUGAUAACAUGUGCAAAAACUUGCUCACAUAAAUCUCUCUUAGAACUAUCUUUGUACAAAUCUAUAUCACAAUGGUUCAGUAUGACAGCAACAUUUGUUGUUAUCAGCCACUUUGUUUUACAAGCAAUAUUUUUAUCUCUGCCAAUAUUUGGAUCCAAAGAAGUUGAUGGUGAAGGAAAAAAGUACUACUUCAAUGGACUUUUCUCAAGUUUUUGCACUAUAAAUCUACUAUUUGCAUUGGAUUACUACAAGAUUUUUAAUAUUGAUUCACUCUUAACUUUAUAUUUGCCAAUGGCGACAAUAUCAUAUUUAGUUGCAGUUCUUUUUGCAAUUUUUAUUUUUCUGAAAAGUUCGAGAACGUCUAAAGAUUUCUUAAAUCCUUAUGCUAAUUCAGGAUAUAUAUUGUAUGACUUAUUUAUGGGUCGACAGAUACAUGACUCUGUCAUGAAGAUAAAUGUUAAAUUAUAUUUAGCCAGAGUGGUUAAUAUAAGCACACUAAUAUUUGCAAUAUUAAUUUUCAAACAUGGCUUAUAUAUUGAAAAGAUGGAAAUUGAUAACAUAUCAUGGAAUAAUUUAACUACAAUUUUGAAUAAAGUACAAUACAAACACAAUGUUUUGAUAUACUCAAUGAUGCAAAUUAUUUAUGCUCUGUAUUUUAUAACAAGAGAGAAAAAAAUCAUAUCAACAUUUUAUUGGCAGUCGGAAGGCCUAGGGUAUCUACAAAUUGUGUCGAGUGCUUUAUACCCUUUAUAUUUUACAACAAUAUCUAAAUAUGUAAUGGAUGCAGAUAUUAAACUAUCAACUAAUGUAUUAAUUGUAGCUUCUGUGACGUACUCACUGGGUUUUAUAAUAAUGCUUAUCAGUAACAAUAUUAAAUAUGAAUUCAGGAAAAAUCCACUACAGCCUAGUCUAAUGCACUUAGACUCAAUGCCUACAUUUCAUGGGAAGAAACUUCUUGUGUCCAACCUUUGGGGUGUUUUACGUCAUCCAAAUUAUACAGGGGAUAUAUUGAUUCAUAUUGCACUAGCGCUACCAGGGAUUAUGACAAAGCAGGUGGCAGCGGCAAGUCCAGCUCUACUAACAAUUUUGAUACUUGUACACCGCGCAUGGCGGGAUCAUAAUAGAUGUCGUCGACGUUAUGGAGCUGCAUGGCAAAGGUAUUGCAAGAAAGUGCCGUCUGUCAUCAUACCAAAAAUAUUA